Messenger RNA from Sebastes umbrosus (honeycomb rockfish), 636 nucleotides. Its product is annotated as perforin-1-like. The record is from RefSeq and is a predicted model, not a curated record. NCBI's taxonomy places the organism in Eukaryota, Metazoa, Chordata, Actinopteri, Perciformes, Sebastidae. The transcript is spliced from 2 exons. The coding region runs from base 87 to 536 and encodes 149 amino acids.
AUGCUGAGAGUGGAGCAGGUAGUGUUGUCAGCGUGUUGUGGGAGGGUGAGAUGAAGCUGAUAUGAGGUUUGCUGGCCUUUAAAACCAUGUGGAACAACACCCAGCAUGGUGAGAGACCAGGUAUCAAGACUACAGCCUCCUGUGAAGCCAUGGCCUCCAGCCGUCCCCUCCUUUUGUUGGUCCUGUGCAGUCUGACUGUGGUUGAAGCCCAGCUGAAGCUGUUUAACCUGCGGGCCAGUAAACUUCCCUCCAGCAUCCUGGGAACCACAGAUGGCUAUGUCAAGGUUUUCUGUGGCUCCAUCACUCUGGGUGAAACGUCUAUUCGCAACAACAACAAAAACCCCUGGUGGGAGGAGGAGUUCACUGACUUCAAGGCCCAGCAAAAUGACGUCCUGAGGCUCGAGGUUCAUGACAGUGACUUACUCUUCGAUGACCUGUUGGGAGUCUGCCAACGUCAGAUCAAGCUGGGAACCCAUCAGCAUGAAUGCUACCUAAAGAAAGGUGGCACCCUCCAUUAUACCUACAUCCUCGGCUGAGACAGUCAUUAUGUAUACUGUAGAUGUAUCUGACCUUAAGUCGUUACAUGCAGCCUACAAUUCUCUCAGAUUAGCAAUAAACUGUGCUACAACAACCAAA